AUGAUUGUCAAUGCCUUAUGCCUUCCUUUGACCUCGCCAUCCGUUGAUCCCGAUGCGGGGGCCGACGGAAGCGGGUCAAACUCAGCAUCCGAUCCGAUUCAUGUGAAUGGCCUGAGUAAGCAAGCAGCCUUAAAACCCCAACUCAAGCACAAUCAACCACCACGGUCACCUCAUCACCAUCAACCACUCCGGAAUACAUACGCACUCGAGGACCAACAGGUUCAAGCGACCGCCGCCCAAUCGACAGAUCCUAUCAUGUUGACCACGCUUCGUCAUCGCCAGCGAUGGGCUUUCUCCCGCCAUUCGUUUGGUUCCUACGGCACUCUCCAGAAAACGCAUGCCAGUUCCUCAUCCCACCCUCUGAAUCAUCCCCAACAUCAUCGGCCGCCAUUCUCAAGAUCAGUCGAAGGGAUAAGUCAAUCUUCAAGUGGACUUGGUCGCCGAACCAACGAUCGUCUCCAGUCUACUCAUGAUCUGUUUUCCAUGGAUCACCAAUCGAACCAAUCAAGAACAAAUUCACUCAUCAUCCCCUCUUAUUCUCACUUUCUUACAACUCAACAGUCAGAACCAUACCAGCAAAUCUUUCAGCUUUCAUCCUCCAAUUCUUCUUCCAAGGAUAAUCCUAACAAUAAUCAAUCUCCAGCGGGAGCGUCCUCCGGAAAUCCCUCCUCACCAGGGGGCCAAGAUGGUGCUAACUCAAAUGACGAUCCUCCUCAAAAGCCUCCGACGUCCAUAUCUAAGCCCACAAUACCUGAAGUCUAUCCCGAGGUGCUUGCCUUACCGAUCACCCGUCGACCACUCUUUCCUGGUUUCUACAAGGCCGUCAUAAUCAAGAACCCUGAUGUGAUCAAAGUGGUUAGAGAAAUGAUGAAACGGGGUCAACCUUACCUGGGCGCGUUCCUGCUCAAGAAUUCUGAAUCAGAAACCGAUAUCAUUUCCGAUCCUGAAUCUGUUUAUAAAGUCGGUGUGUUUGCUCAGAUCACUAGCAUCUUUCCUACUAACUCAGCGAAGAAAGAUCACCCCAGCAACCUGUCGAAGACCGCACCGAAAGACGACGAAACAGAUGAGUAUGCUGACGGUCUGACUGCUGUCCUCUAUCCUCAUCGAAGAAUCGAGAUCACCGAACUCUUGGUUCCCGAAGUUGAUCCAUCUGAUCCCGCAAAAGUCAAACACUCCAUCCAACCUGUCAAACCUACACCGAUCGCACCCGUCAAAGAAGAUCUUAUAGUCACAGAUAAACUUACCGAUUCCUUGCCGGAGACUUCUACGACCACCUCACCAAAUCCUUCAAUACUCAAGCAGUCCUCUUCCUCCACCCCGAAGGAAAACGAUCAUCCCACGGCAGAAUCGGACGAAGAGUCCUUAACUUCAGCUGCACUACUUCAAACCAGUUUCCUUAAAGAGCAUCAAGUCUCAUUGGCAAACGUGAAGAACUUGUCAUUACAACCAUUCAAAAAGAAUUCACAAGUCAUUCGGGCCAUCGCAUCUGAAAUUAUCAACGUAUUCAGGGAUAUUGCGACGUUAAACCCGCUUUUUAGGGAUCAGAUUGCCAAUUUCAGUAUCUCCCAAGGAUCUGGAAACGUUUUUGAGGAUCCCGACAAGUUGGCCGACUUUGCAGCUGCAGUCAGCACAUCACCCAGCUCGGCAGAUGGCAGUGAAUUUCAUUUUAACGAAUUACAGGAGGUCCUAGAAUCUAUGGUCUUAGAGGAAAGGCUCCAAAAGGCUCUGUUUGUUUUGAAACAAGAACUGAAGAAUGCGGAACUACAAUCGAAAAUCUCUCGCGAAGUGGAAUCAAGGAUCACGAAGCGUCAAAGGGAAUUUUAUCUGAUGGAACAGCUCAAAGGCAUUAAGAAGGAGCUCGGAAUCGAUGGGGAUGGGAAGGAUAAACUGAUCGAGAAAUUCAAAGAGAAAGCCCAUGGAUUGAACAUGCCUGAGUACGCCAAAAGUGUAUUUGAUGAAGAACUUAGCAAGCUCCAGACUUUAGAGCCACAGGCUAGUGAGUUCAACGUGACCCGAAACUACUUGGAUUGGUUAACAUCGAUUCCUUGGGGCCGACACUCAGAAGAGAAUUUCGAUCUUCAGCACGCCAUCAAGGUCUUGGACGAGGAUCACUACGGUCUGAAAGAUGUCAAAGAUCGGAUCUUGGAAUUUUUGGCAGUGGGAAAGCUUCGAGGAACUGUUGAAGGUAAAAUCCUAUGUUUGGUGGGUCCACCGGGUGUAGGUAAAACAUCGAUCGGGAAGUCGAUUGCCAGGGCUCUAGAUCGACAAUUCUUUAGAUUCUCAGUUGGCGGUUUGACGGAUGUCGCUGAGAUCAAAGGUCAUAGAAGAACUUACGUCGGGGCCAUGCCUGGAAAAGUAAUUCAAUCUCUCAAGAAGGUUCAAACCGAAAACCCAUUGAUACUGAUAGACGAGAUCGACAAGGUUGGCAAAGGCCAUAAUGGCGAUCCGUCUUCGGCAUUAUUAGAGAUGUUGGACCCAGAGCAGAAUAGCAGCUUUCUGGAUCAUUACAUUGACAUUCCUAUCAACUUAUCCCGAGUCUUGUUUGUCUGCACAGCCAACGUGCUCGACACUAUACCGGCACCUCUCUUGGAUCGAAUGGAAGUCCUGGAGGUCAGUGGAUACGUCACAGACGAAAAGAUCAACAUCGCCAGCAAGUAUCUUUCACCUCAAGCUAAAGAAUCUUGCGGAUUUGGCGACUCGGAUGUCAGUAUCGAUCAAUCCGCAAUCGAUACACUGAUACGUUACUACUGUCGUGAAUCUGGAGUCCGGAAGCUGAAGCAAAACAUCGAGAAGGUGUAUCGUAAGGCGGCCCUGAAGAUUGUACGAGAGCUUGGCGAGAAGGUCUUACCUGAAUCGUCUGCGGAAUUCGUUUCGCCACCGAACGAUACAUCGACUGUGAAAGGAGACAGUGUGAUAAAAUAUGAUGGCGAUCUCCCGGCAUCUCAAUCAAGUAACGAGUCAAGUUCAUCCUCUAGUUCACUGCCCUCAUCAAGUUUGAUGCCGAUCGAGGUGAAGUUGAUGCCUGGAUCAUCCGGGGGAGGGUCGUCGAUCCUUCUGACGGGCAAGUUGGGCGAAGUGAUCAGAGAAUCGGCCCAGAUCGGCUUGAGCUUCUUGAAAUCUAAUGCGCGCAACUUGGGCCUGACCUCCGAAGAUCAUCAGGAUCUCUUGGAGAAAAAAUCUCUCCACUUGCAUAUGCCCGAAGGCUCGAUCGGUAAAGAAGGCCCCUCCGCUGGAACGGCAAUCUUGGUCGCUUAUCUUUCUCUCUUCUCGAACUUUCGAAUUCGCUCGGAUUUAGCUAUGACGGGUGAGAUGACUCUAGCGGGCCAAGUUUUACCAGUGGGAGGCUUAAAGGAGAAGAUCUUAGCAGCCCAUCGGGCGGGGAUCAAGAAGAUCUUAGUACCGGCGGCCAACAAGCCAGACAUCGAACACAACGUUCCUGAUUCAAUCAAGGAGGGAAUCGAGAUUGUGUAUGUGGAGGAUGUUCGCGAAGUCAUCAAACAUGCAUUCCAUGGUCACCCUAAAAUUUUGAAUAACUUAGAUAAAUUAGAAAUGGUUGAUUUGUCAAAUUAGAACAUCUUUUUUAUUUCAAAACUUGUUGUUAUCGUGUUCUUCUUCUGAUGAGAGUUUUUCAAUAUAUAAACAUUUUUGCAUUUUUUUGCUUAGUUUUGGAGUGGAUGAGUGAAUUUAAGUGACGGUUCAAAUCCUGAGGCAAAUUUCUUAUUCAAG
Puccinia graminis f. sp. tritici CRL 75-36-700-3 is the source of this 3726-nucleotide messenger RNA. RefSeq names its product lon-like ATP-dependent protease. Bases 1 to 3570 code for a protein of 1189 amino acids. The record is from RefSeq and is a predicted model, not a curated record. Lineage: Eukaryota; Fungi; Basidiomycota; Pucciniomycetes; Pucciniales; Pucciniaceae. Gene Ontology annotation, biological process: protein catabolic process; mitochondrion organization; chaperone-mediated protein complex assembly. Gene Ontology annotation, molecular function: ATP hydrolysis activity; single-stranded DNA binding; ATP-dependent peptidase activity. The transcript has 10 exons. Gene Ontology annotation, cellular component: mitochondrial matrix.